Oryzias melastigma (Indian medaka) is the source of this 2007-nucleotide messenger RNA. RefSeq names its product ribosomal RNA processing 15 homolog (gene rrp15). The transcript is spliced from 5 exons. Gene Ontology annotation, cellular component: preribosome, large subunit precursor. Bases 748 to 1482 code for a protein of 244 amino acids. Gene Ontology annotation, biological process: maturation of LSU-rRNA; maturation of 5.8S rRNA. NCBI's taxonomy places the organism in Eukaryota, Metazoa, Chordata, Actinopteri, Beloniformes, Adrianichthyidae. The record is from RefSeq and is a predicted model, not a curated record.
AAUACAAUCAGCGGGUCUCUCUGUUGUAUUUCUGUGGAUACCGGCACACAUAGGAAUUUCGGGCAAUGAAUUAGCGGACAGAACCGCAAAAGAAGCAGCUGAGAAGCCUUAUGUAGAUGUACAUGUUGCUAUUAGCAAGGCAGAGGUUAAAAGUCUGGUGAAGGGGAAAAUCUUUCACACAUGGCAGGAAAGAUGGGAGGGUGAUACUAAAGGAAGGUGGUAUUAUAGGAUCCAGAGGGUUGUUGGGGAGAUGGGGUAUGUCGGUCGCAAUAGAUUGGAGAGUAGAAUUGUGUCCAGACUGAGGUUUGGUCAUACACAACUAAAUUAUGAUCUCUUUAAGAUUGGGAAACAUACAACUGGUGAAUGUGACUUUUGUGUUGCACAAGAAACUAUAGAGCACGUGUUGAUGUUUUGUGGGAAGUUCUCUGUUCAGAGACAGUGGCUGAAAAGACGUCUGGGAGAGAAAGGAAUAAGAUGGGGAAUAACAGAAAUUUUGAGGAACACUAGCAGUUACCCUCUUCUAAUUUAUUUCUUGAAGCAAACAAAAUUGAUACAUAAAAUAUGAGGGAAUUAGUGGGUUGGAUUUCUGAUCCACACUCCAUACCAGUAGGUGGCGGAAAUGCACCAAAAAGCUGAGUGCCAACCGCCAUUAAACCACACAAGAAGAAGAAGAAGAAGAAGAUUCAAACCGGAAGUACCUCGUUGUGGUUGUCGUUUGUACGCAAGCGCAGUUAAUUCACGUGCGCUAUGGCUGUGGUCAAUACUCUUUCGAAGGCCGACGCAGGAGAUGAUGGCGUCUCUCAGCUGGAGGACCAGCAGGAUUUUGAUGGAGAAAGCUGUGAAGAGGAAGACGAUUUGGGCGAGGAAGACAAACAGGAGGAUGGAGAGGAUGCAGGCGCUGGCUGGGCCGAGGCCAUGGCAAAGAUCCUGGGCAAAGAGACGAUAGUGAGCAGCAGCAUCCUGCUGAAGAACAAAGAGCUGCAGAAGAUAAAGGCAGCAGAGAGAGAGGAGCAGCUGAUCCGAAGAAAACAGUUGGACAAGAAGCGCACGUGGGAGAUGAUGUUUCGGGAGAAGCCUGACCUGGUGAAGGACCGAGAGGCUGAAAGGGCCCUGCAGAGAACCGCCACCCGUGGGGUGGUGCAGCUGUUCAACGCUGUGAAGAAACAUCAGAAGACUCUGGACCAGCAGGUGAAGGAGGCUGGCAGCUCAGAAAGAAAGAAGGCCAAGAUCCUGUCCUCCUUCUCCAAGAAGGACUUCAUUGGUGCUCUGAGGAGAGCUGACGAAGGGGGCCGCGUGCACGGGGAGGGCCACGCUCGGGGGAAGCCAGAGGAGGGCGCUGCUCCUGCAGCAGAGCAGAAGCCGUCCUGGAGCGUCCUCAGUGAAGACUUCAUGAUGGAACCCUCCAUGAAAGACUGGGACAAGGACAGUGGCGCUGAGGAGCCGGAGCCACACUCAGAUGGAGGGUCAGAUGACUCCGACUGAGGAUUGUGAUCACUUGAUGGACAUUCUAGAAAAAGAGACUUUAAACUGUCUGAGCUGGAAGAACCUGCUCUUCAUCUGAUGAUGCUACAAACAUGUUCUCCUGAAUCUACUCUGCUGAUGUGAGCAGGUGAGCUUUAUCAUGCAGGUGAGGAUAAAGACUUGUUCUUCAGUCCUGAGGAGCAGCAGUUAAAGCAGCUGAACUUUACAGGUUCGAACGUUUGCAUUUGUGAGCCGACCUUUUAACGUAUAAACUGACGAACGUGGGGUCAGCGUGAGGUCAUGCACAUCAGGUGUGAGGCUAGGAUUGAAUGAUGAGCCAAUCAGCAGGCACAGACCCCCAGCCUGCUCUCAGAAAUGAGUGUUUGUUUCAAAAGUGAACACUUUAGCUCCACUGAACUAAACGAUGUCUGGAUUAUAUCCAGAAUAGGACUAAAUGCAACCUUCUGGUCAGAUAACAUGAACUAUGAUUUGUUCAGAAAUACGUAUUAAAGAUUCAUGUCCAGAAUAAAGUCGGUAUUUCAUGGA